AUGGUGGCUCUUGGUCAUGGUGCAGAAGAUGCCUGGUUCAGUUGUCCAAAUAGAAACAUGACCACUAUUGACGGCACACACCUAUACGAAAAAUACAAAGGUACACUUCUAGUCGCUGUUGCACAAGAUGGGAACCAGAACAUUGUGCCUAUCGCCUUUGCCUUGGUGGAAGGGGAGACAGCUGAUGCGUGGCACUUCUUUCUCAGGAGUCUGCGAAUGUAUGUUGUUAGAAAAGACGGUGUGGGUAUGAUCUCAGACCGACAUGAUUCAAUACGGGCAACAGUAAAUUGUUUUGGUGGCGACUGGCAACCUCCAAGAGCAUGGUGGAUGUUUUGUAUAAGACACAUCGGCAGUAACUUCUUAAGGGCAUUCAAAGUCCCUCACUUGCAAAAGCUUGUUGUCAACAUAGGGUAUUCAAGAACGGUGGAGGAGUACAAUAUCAACUAUAAGAGGUUGGAAGAGCGAGGCAAGGCAUAUGCCAGGUGGUGCGAUGCCAUUGGACUCAGACAUUGGGUAUUGGCAUUCGACGAGGGACAUCGAUGGGGCUAUGUGACAACGAACCUUGUCGAGUGCAUUAACUCAGUGUUGAAGGGUGCCCGUAAUCUACCUGUGUUGGCGCUGGUCCGAGUAACAUAUUAUAGGUUAAAUAAACUUUUUACGCGGAAGAGUGCCGAGACUCACGAACGCAAGCGUGCUGGAUAUACGUACUCUGCAUUUGCGCAACAGCGGAUAGAAGCAACGUCUCGAUUGGCAGUGUAUGUGCAUGAUGUGUAUAAGAUGACGGAGGUUCGUAAAGUAUAUAGGUUUGAGUUCACACCAUUAGGUGAUCCUGAGACAUGGCCUGCUUAUAAGGGACCCACAUUGGUCGCUAAUCCCGCGCUGAAGCGAACGUCUAAAGGCAGGCCCAAACUGACUCGAUACUUGAAUGAAAUGGACUUACGCAACAUGCAUGGUCCUCGGAUAUGCCGUCUCUGUGGUGCUCAGGGUCAUAGUCGGAGUAGGUGUCCUCAGCGUGCUGGACCGAGUGGUGCUGGUUCGUAG
Molecule: messenger RNA, 1041 nt
Organism: Arachis duranensis
Lineage: Eukaryota; Viridiplantae; Streptophyta; Magnoliopsida; Fabales; Fabaceae
Exons: 3
Coding region: 1-1041 (346 amino acids)
Source: RefSeq, a predicted model, not a curated record